This is a messenger RNA of Eufriesea mexicana, 1686 nucleotides long. RefSeq names its product GMP reductase 1. Gene Ontology annotation, biological process: nucleotide metabolic process. Gene Ontology annotation, cellular component: GMP reductase complex. The record is from RefSeq and is a predicted model, not a curated record. Bases 1 to 1050 code for a protein of 349 amino acids. NCBI's taxonomy places the organism in Eukaryota, Metazoa, Arthropoda, Insecta, Hymenoptera, Apidae. Gene Ontology annotation, molecular function: GMP reductase activity. The transcript is spliced from 6 exons.
AUGCCUAAUAUUAUAAAUGAUAUCAAAUUAGACUUUAAAGAUGUUUUACUACGUCCAAAAAGAAGUACAUUAAAAAGUAGAUCAGAUGUUGAUUUAUUCACAGAAAUUACAUUUCGCAAUUCAAAACAAACUUACAAUGGAAUACCUAUAAUCGGUUCAAAUAUGGAUACAGUAGGAACAUUUGAAAUGGCAAGAGCCUUAGCAAUGCAUGGUCUGUUUACUACAAUCCAUAAAUAUUAUUCAGUAGAAGAAUGGGAAGAUUUUGCUACCAGAGAUCCUAAAUGCCUUAAGUAUGUAGCUGCUAGCUCUGGCACAGGAAACGAAGAUUUUGAACGGUUGUCAAAUGUUUUGACAGCUAUACCAGAAUUAUCUUUUAUUUGUUUAGAUGUUGCUAAUGGUUAUUCUCAACAUUUUGUUGAAUAUGUUAGAAAAGUGAGAGCAGAGUUCCCUAAUCACACAAUAAUUGCAGGAAAUGUGGUUACUGGUGAAAUGGUAGAAGAAUUAAUAUUAUCUGGAGCUGAUAUUAUAAAAGUUGGAAUUGGUCCUGGAUCUGUCUGUACUACACGAAUGAAGACUGGUGUAGGAUACCCACAAUUAAGUGCUGUAAUUGAAUGUGCAGAUGCUGCUCAUGGUUUAAAAGGACACAUUAUUUCUGAUGGCGGUUGCACUUGUCCAGGUGAUUUAGCAAAAGCUUUUGGUGCUGGAGCAGAUUUUGUAAUGGUAGGUGGUAUGUUUGCUGGACAUGAUGAAUGUGGAGGUGAUAUUAUUGAAAAGGAUGGAAAAAAGUUCAAACUUUUUUAUGGUAUGGCUUCAAACACAGCAAUGAAAAAACAUGCUGGAGUUGCUGAAUAUAGAUCAUCAGAAGGUAAAACUGUGGAAGUACCUUACAAAGGCCCAGUAGAUAAUACUGUAUUAGAUAUAUUAGGCGGUUUGCGUUCUGCAUGCACAUAUACAGGAGCUGAACGAUUACGUGAAUUACCACGUCGUGCUACAUUUAUACGUUGUACGCAACAAUUAAAUCCAAUGUAUGGUCCACCGCCAGAAAUCUGAAGUUAUUUUAAUUACCUAAUAUAUUGUAGUACAAUUUUAAUAAAAAUGAUAUUAUUGGGAAUAAUAUUAUUAACGUAGACUAUUAACGAAUACUAUUAUUUGCUGGUAAUCUCUAUGUAAAAAUUUAGAAGCUUUAAUUAAUGUAAGUCUCGAUACGUUUUGACGACGAAUUUUAAAUUGCAUUGAAUUCAAUGUAUUUGAAAAAAAAACAACGCUUAACAGCACAAACAGAUAUUUUAUUUUUAUAUUUAUAUUCUCUUCAUUAAUGCUUUAUGCUUAUCUAUUACAUAACUUGUACUUGCACAGAGUGUUUCAACUAAAUGGGAUCAACUAAAUAAGAUGAAAGAACUAUGUGUGCCCUUUGAAACAGUGCAACUUUGUCCUAAAAAGUUUUUUUAUACAACCAAAAAUAAGGCAAAUAAUUAGAUAAUCCCAUUUAUUUGAGACACACUGCAUAUCGCUACAGAUAUUUAAUAUACAAAUACAAACUACUAACGUUAGAGUGAAAUAUUCAUAAUUGUAUUUUAUAAAAUUAUUCUGUAAAGUUAAGAAAAUUAUAUGUUUGUUAUAUAUGUGCAUAUAGUUUUUAAUAAAUUGAUUAUUAAUGUACAUGUAGAAAAUAACUUUUUGUACAAU